AUUUUUUGAAGAUGAACAAGACUUUUCGCCACCUCAAGUAUAAACGAAGGCCUCCUCACAAGAAAGGCUUUGUUUACUGCCACCAUGCAUCGUGAAAUGACUCCAGUCCUUCAAGAAAUGACGAACUACAAUUACGCGCCUCACCAAAAAGAUUUGGCAUACGAGAAUGAUCGUGCCUUAAACUUUUCAUCAAAUGGCUUUUCCAAGCUUGCAAAUCAAACUGCGCCUUUCUCGCACCAUGACAAUCAAACGGGUGCCAAUUUGACUAAUGAGAAUUUGCAACACAAUACUGCAGGCACUCAAGAAUCUCUCAAUGCCUCACGGCCAAGAAACGCUCAAGCUUUCACUCCUAGCGAAGAACUUUUGCAAUCUAUUGAGAGCAAUUUAAUCAUCGCUGCUGGAGAACACUGGGAGGAAAGCAAGGAUGACAAUGCAAGUGUAGCUUCUGACCUGCCUGAACUGCCUGAACUAGAAGAAGACAACUCUAUUCCAGAAAUCUCGUUUGCCAACGUCAGAAGAUUGCCUUUGCGCCUGCCACGAGCACCUCUGAGGUUCAUCUCGAACCCUCGUGAAGAUCUUCCUGAGCAUCUUUAUCGCCAUGGUUUGGCUGAAGAUGCAAAGAACUUUGCUGCGGCAAAAGGUAUCACUGUUGACUUUGCAUUAGCCAAAUGGGUACAACAUUCAAGCUCACAAGGAGCAACUGGGCUUUUGAAAAUGACAUGCUGGCUCAUGGACACAUUUCACGACAAUAUCAAAGAGCAAUUGUCUGAAGCGCAAGCAAAGAAACAAGCUUUACCAAGACAUUUUGCUAUUCCAACAGCUGAUUUAAACAAGAAAUUACAAGAUGGUAAAGCAAGCGGUACAGGUCUUUCUCUGCCACCAACACAUAUUUUGGCAGUUCAUAGUAGCCAAGCUAACGCUGGAGAAGAAAAUGGUAUGCUCAUUCCGUGUCAUGCCAUGCUCUACGUCUUGCAAUGUGUCUCGUUGCCUCGACUUGGCGAAUCGACGGUAACAAUGGAACCGAAUGAGAACAACGGAUCAAGCCAAUCGUUCCCGGUGGUUCCUAUCCUUGUUCCUCGCCCAAAAGAGUUCGUUCCAGUCCAUCAAUUCAUCUACAAUCGCGAUGCAGCUGCUUUGUUAAUGGAUCUCUUACCUUUGCGCCAAAUUGUGCAAUCUGAUAACCAAACUACUUUGCAACAACAAUUCGCGGCCACUUCUUUGAACGACAAUAUUUCAUAUGGUUCCUAUUUGCCCGUGCUGACCAAUACGCUCCUCGGGAUUGAACAAAGCGUUCAGCUGUUUGCAAGAUCGUCACUUUCUCAGCAAGCGACCGAAUUCUUGGCCGAUCAACCUACCCACGAUCUUUUUGCAAUCGCCUACCGUAUCAAUUCAGUAUGGGCAAAUGGCGUGGCGAUUGGCUUAACCGAUCCAUCCUUUUGGAAUGCCUUACAGACGGGCUGGACCUUGAUCAUCGCUGCUUUGGGAUGCAAAAAAGGAAGAUUAUUCGAUAUCGAAAGUCGUGGUCUUAAUCUUGGCUUACGCAGAUUGUAAAUUCUUGAUCUUAUCAAGCUCGUUGAGCGAGCGUUAGCGGAAACUCUUC
Molecule: messenger RNA, 1600 nt
Organism: Meira miltonrushii
Lineage: Eukaryota; Fungi; Basidiomycota; Exobasidiomycetes; Exobasidiales; Brachybasidiaceae
Exons: 1
Coding region: 85-1551 (488 amino acids)
Source: RefSeq, a predicted model, not a curated record